Molecule: messenger RNA, 626 nt
Organism: Drosophila elegans
Lineage: Eukaryota; Metazoa; Arthropoda; Insecta; Diptera; Drosophilidae
Exons: 2
Coding region: 117-356 (79 amino acids)
Source: RefSeq, a predicted model, not a curated record
CCGGGAGUGUACGUAGUUCAUUCUACUCGGGCAUCUGAAACAAAUCGGAAGUCGGUCGAGCCAAAAACAUUCACAAUUAUUUGAUUUGUCGGGCUAAUUGAAAAGUUUCAGUGAGCAUGGACGGCUUCUAUAACAACAACGGCUGCGGCUUCAAUAACAGCGGCUACUCGCAGUGCCCGAAAAGCGGGUCCUGUUGCAAUUGCCCCGGUGGCAACUGCCCCCGAAUGGAGGCGGGUGGCAACGAUAGUCACGGCAGGAGCCAGCAGGGUUGUCCUGGCGGCAACUGUUGUCCCGGCGGUCGCUGUCCGGCCGGAAAGUCGCGCUUCAAUCCUUACAUGCGGAACGGUGGAUGCUAGCACAAAAGAGCUUGCGCUUCCCUGCCCGACAAACCAGAUGCAUCGCUUGGCCCACUUAGAAAAAACACCUUCUUGUACAAUGAUUUGAUAAGUCGGAGUGGACCAUAACCCAGGAUGAAAUGGUGCUUUCAUUCAAAUCUGGCAAUCCAGACACGGUUUCACCUGCAUAAUAUCAUAUUGUACAGUUUCUCAGCCCAAGGGAUCCGACCAAAUUCCAUGUAAACGAACAUACAUAUAUUGCUCAUAAAGAGACCUGGUCGAUGCCGAUUA